Messenger RNA from Cajanus cajan (pigeon pea), 1145 nucleotides. RefSeq names its product alpha/beta-Hydrolases superfamily protein. The record is from RefSeq and is a predicted model, not a curated record. Gene Ontology annotation, molecular function: hydrolase activity. Gene Ontology annotation, cellular component: chloroplast. Lineage: Eukaryota; Viridiplantae; Streptophyta; Magnoliopsida; Fabales; Fabaceae.
GAUAGAAACAUAGAACCCAAUAUCUAGUAUCUACCUUGUAAACCAAGCAUUUAUUUGUGCCAAAGAAAGCCCCCUUUUAAGGAUAGAGUGAAUUGGAAGCGGUAAGAGAAAAUGGGGUUGUCAACAGCAACAGCAACUGCAAGGGCAAGCAUAGGAUCAGUUUGUGUUUGUGCCAUCGCCAAGCCUCUCCGCCGUCAGUGCCAUUUCCUCCCAACUUCUGCUUCUCCUCUCUUGUCCUGCUUUCAGAAAAAGAGCAAUUUGAAUCUUCAAAAACCAGUUCAAGAUGCUGGGGACUCAAAAAUAUCAUGUAGUUUACUGAAUGUGGAAGAUGGAAUAAAUGAUGAAGCAUGUGAAUUAGUCAGCGGCGUGGAGCUCUCACUCGAGGAGGAGGAUGAUAAUAUUCGUGCUUAUCUGUUCAAGGCAGUCAAAAAUAACAAUGGAACUGGCCUAUUGCUUCUUUCAGAUAUUUUCGGGUUUGAGGAUUCUUUCACCAGGGAUUUUGCAUAUCGGAUAGCUUGCAACGGUUACAACAUUCUAGUUCCAGACUUAUUUCGUGGAAAUCCAUGGACAAAGGAGCAGCCAAAUGUGUUUGAAGAGUGGAUUGCUAGACAAAACCCGGAGAGGAUCGCUAAAGACAUUAGCAGAUGGACAAGAUGGCUGGUUGAUGAAUUUAUGGCUGCAGGGAUUUCCAAAAAGCUUGGCAUUAUUGGCUUCUGCUUUGGAGGUGGCCAAGUGUUAAAGGUGCUGGCCGAAGACCGAGGUUCUUGUUUUGGCACUGGAAUCUCCUUUUAUGGUACAAGGAUGGAUCCCUUUUCUGCUUCUAGUAUAAAAGCUCCUGUCUUGUUUAUUUUAGGGGACAGUGACCCACUUUGCGCGGUAAGCGAAAUUGAGAAUAUUCAGAAAAAAAUUGGUAUGGAAUCCAAAGUAGUCAUAUUCCCAGGUAGAGCUCACGGAUUUGCCCACCGGCCUGGUUCUCCUGAAGAAGAUGUGGAUGCUGAACAAGCGUAUGUCAUUAUGAGAGACUGGCUAUAUGAUCAUUUGGCUGUAUAAAAUGAUAUACACACAUAUUAAUAUAACACUUACCUCUUAACAUGUUAAUACUAACGCUCCAGUUAGUGGACUACCUAAACUUUUCUGCACAAACA